AAAAAAUAAAUAAUUGGAUAGGCCUGGCUCCCCAUACCUGUUUGGUGAGUUCUGUUGUCUAUAAAAAUAACUGCAAAUCAAAACCAAGUUACUGUCAGCUUGGAGAUAGGUUGCAGACACUCCUCCUCUGCCUGUGCAAUAGAACGGAUGACAACCAUGUAUCGCUGGUCUCUCUUUGCAUUGCUCUUUGUCACCUGUAUGGACGUUUCCCUACAGAAGAAAACAAGGAAAGGCCCUCAAACUCUCUCAAGAGGAUGGGGAGAUUACAUUGCCUGGGUCAAGACCUACGAGGAAGCCCUGAUGACAAUGAAAGAAAGUAAGAAGCCUCUGAUGGUCAUUCAUCACAUGGAGGAUUGUCCUCAUAGCCAAGCUCUGAAGAAGGCGUUUGCUGUGGAUAAAACCGUACAGAAAAUGGCCCAAAAGGAUUUUGUUAUGCUCAAUUUGAUGCAUGAGACUACAGACACGAAUCUGGCAGCAGAUGGCAACUAUGUUCCAAGAAUCAUCUUUGUUGAUCCAUCCAUGACUGUGCGUUUAGACCUUGUUGGGAAGUACAGUAAUCGCCUGUACACCUACAAGCCAAGUGACAUCCCGUACUUGGCCAAGAACAUGAAAAAAGCCAAGCUUCUACUGCACACUGAACUGUGACCUCACAGCCUUAUAAACUCUGUACCAAUAGAGCAACAACCAGAGUGGUUCACUGAGUCUUGGACAUCCAUCUGUUUACACAAAAUGCAUACAAUAGAUGAUCAAUAAAGAUCAAUGACAGUGUGCAGUGUA
This is a messenger RNA of Oncorhynchus mykiss (rainbow trout), 777 nucleotides long. RefSeq names its product anterior gradient protein 3. The record is from RefSeq and is a predicted model, not a curated record. Gene Ontology annotation, cellular component: endoplasmic reticulum. Lineage: Eukaryota; Metazoa; Chordata; Actinopteri; Salmoniformes; Salmonidae.